AUGGUCGAAAACCCAGUGCACUUUAGCAGUGAAAUCCGCAUAUUUAUUGCAGAAGGCAGUUUUAUUGUCCCAGUUAGCAGCAACCCAGGUCAGAGCUUGCCCAGUCAAGAGAGAAAUGAUGAAGGCAAUCUUGUCUUGGUCUGUAGAAUACGGCUAUGGCUGGAGCUCGAAUUGGAAGAUGCAGUGGGACAGGAAGUUGCGACAUUUUGUUGGGGUCCAGUAGAAGCGUUUGGGCACCAGAAUCCAGGGCUCCGCGGGAGGAGGGUGGCUGGCGCACGGUGGCAGUAUCGAGACAGAGAGUUGGUUGAGAGUGCUGAACAGAUGGUCAGUGGUUUCCUCCUGCUUCUGGAUCAUGAACUCAUGUUGGCAGAUGACUUCCGUUUGGAAGGUUUAUCUUCAGGACUAGUUGCUAGAUCUUUGGAGGAAACAUCAACUGCCAGAGACAAAGGGCUUUGCAGCACUUGGGGAAGCGGAGCAUUCAGGACCUUUGAUAACUCAUUUUACUAUUUUACGUCAACCUGCAACUACAUUCUGAGUCGCCAUUGCAAGGGUGUCACAGAAGACUUUAACAUCCAAAUCCACCGAGGGCCCGCUGGUAACUUGGAGCACGUAUUCAUCCAGAUAGAAGGUGUCAGUGUUCUUAUAGUGAAAGCAACAAUCACCGUACAAAAUGUGUUAGUAAGCCUGCCGUAUAACAAUAAAGUAAUUAACAUCUAUAAACAUGGAGUUAACACCAGACUUUCAAACAAGAAGCAUACUAUUUCAGUAAACUGGAAUGGUGAUGAUGCAUUAUGGGUAAAUGUUGAUGAGAAGUAUCAAGGACAAUUGUGCGGUCUUUGUGGGAAGUUUGACAAAAAAGGCAGCUCUGUUUAUGAUUUGACAUUCUUGGACAACAAUAAACUGGAUGUUCUGGGCCACGUAUGUUACAUUACCAUGCCUUCGGAGUCAACAUGUAAUGAAAGCUCUGAAUGUCUGCCAAUUAUAUCAUUCUUUGCAUCUUAUGUUGAGAACUAUUCGCAAGAUUACUACAAGAUGUGUCAGGCAGAUGUCUGCAGCUGUAAAAAGACAAACUGCCAGUGUGAUUCUUUUGAAGAAGUAGUACGACAAUGUAAUAAAGCAAAAGAUGCAAAGUGGAAGACCUGGAGGGAAGAAGCAAAGUGUUCAUUUGCAGAAGUGGAAGCUGGUCAUGUUCUUCUCGUAGUUGUCCUGGCACAUGUGCAAUUGAAGAAGCAAUUUAUUUUACAACAUUUGACAACAGAUACUAUAUUCAUUAACUUUGUUCCCCACCUGAAACAGACAGACAACUGGACCGUCACGGUUGAGAUUCGCCAGUGUCAAGCAGCUUUUAAACAGACUUGUUUACAGCGUGUGACGCUAGCUACAAAUCAAAUGUCUUAUGUGUUCAGUAAUGAUGGCAAGGUAUAUUUUAAUGGGCAAGCAAUUGGAAUUCCAGUGAAAACAGGUGAAAUAAUAAUAUUUCAGCAGUCUUCUAUGUAUAUUCAAGUUGCAACAGCAUUUGGACUGAAGAUGCAAGUGCAGAUAGCACCUCUUAUGCAGCUUUAUAUCUCACUGCCUGUGAAUGCAAAAGGAACCACAAGAGGUUUAUGUGGCACUUUCAAUGGUGAAGCAGAAGAUGACUUUCUGUCUGAACAAGACAUUGUGGAGAGCACACCUGUUACAUUUGCUAAUUCCUGGAAGACAGAAGAUCAUUGCCUCGAACCAACAAUACCAGCCCCCUGUGUCAGCUCAGAAAAUGAAAACUAUGCCAAGUUACAUUGCGCUCCGUUAAAAGACCCAGCAGGCGCUUUCUCCAUUUGCCAUUCCACAGUGGAUUACUUGAAAUAUUAUCAGAUGUGUGUGGCUGCUACCUGUGCCUGUGAGAACAUCAACGACUGCCUGUGUGCAGCAUUGGGAGCCUAUGUCCAUGAGUGUGCUGCUAAUGGUGUCAUCGUGAAAAACUGGACAAGAGACAUUUGCAGAAAAAUAUGCGUCAACACUCAGGUCUUUGAAAAUGACAUGAGAGUCUGUAACCGUACCUGUAGAUCACUAGCAGAGUAUGAUUACACGUGUGAAGUCAAGGAUAUUCCUGUGUUUGGCUGUGGCUGUGCUGAAGGAAGGUACAUGAAUAGUGCUGGAACGUGUGUUGAUAAAUCAGAUUGCCCUUGUUACGCUGGUGAACUGGUUGUCAAUAAAGGACAAAGUACGACAAUAAAUGGUAGAAAUUGUGAGUGUGAAAAUGGGAAAUUUUAUUGUACUGCUGAACAACCAGUAGAUGGAGCAACCAGUUCUAGAGCAACCAACAAAGAAUGUCCGAAUGGAAAACUGUACAAUGAUUGCUCCCAGACAUCUGGAGGAAAACAGAGGUCAUGCAGAACUCUGAAUAUGAAUACUGUAAAGACAAAUCACUCAUGUACUGCUGGCUGUGUCUGUCCUGAUGAUCUUGUGGAAGACGAGAAUGGAAGAUGCAUCCCUGCUGAGCAGUGUCCCUGUCUGUUUGGAGGAGAAAAUUAUCCUUCUGGAAAAAUAAUUGACACAAACUGCAAACAAUGUACAUGUGAAACUGGAAGAUGGAAAUGCACUGAAAACAAAUGUCUAAAGACCUGCCAGGUGUAUGGAGAUGGUCAAUAUAUAACCUUUGAUGGAAAAAGAUACAUGUUUGAUGGCAGUUGUGAAUACGUGCUUGUUCAGGACUACUGCAAUCAAGGAGAAGGAAUAUUCCAAAUUUUAACAGAAAGUGUUCUAUGUUGUGAAAAUGGUGUGACAUGCUCAAGAAACAUCAAAGUUUUAUUUGCGGAAGUAGAGUUUCUUCUUACAGAUGGAAGAGUGAUAAGGAGAGAUAGGUCUCGUCAAGCCCAGUGCCAAGAUCAUUCUUACUCAUUUCACACUGUUGGACUCUAUUUAAUCCUUUCUUUUUCAAAUGGAAUCAUUGUGAUAUGGGAUAAACACACAAGGCUUUCGAUAGCAUUGGACACAAGAUGGAAGAACAAAGUAUGCGGCCUGUGUGGAAAUUUCAAUGAGGAUAUCGCAGAUGACCUAACAACAAAGGAAAAUUCUUUGGUGACUAACAUCGCAAGGUUUGGAAACAGUUGGAAAUCUUCACUGCCUUGUUCAUAUACAUUAAAUCAGACAUUUCCCUGUGACAGAAACCCAUACUGCCUAACAUGGGCUCAGCGGAGGUGUAACAUAAUGAAGGAGGAUGUUUUUCGAAAAUGCCACAAAAUGGUAGACCCAAUCCCAUACUAUGAAGCUUGCGUCCAAGAGGCUUGUGCCUGUGACAUGGAAGGCAAAUAUCUUGGUUUCUGCACUGCUGUAGCUGUGUAUGCAGAAACUUGUACUAAAGCUGGAAUUUGUAUUAAUUGGAGAACACCAGAUUUGUGUCCUGUGUACUGUGACUAUUAUAACUCCCCCAGUGACUGCAGUUGGCAUUAUUAUCCCUGUGGAACAACAAUGACAAAAACAUGCUCUGACCACUCCACUGGAAAGAACUAUUCUGCAUUUCUUGAAGGUUGUUAUGCAAGAUGUUCUGAGAAUGCUCCUUAUCUGGAUGAAAACAAAAUGAAAUGUGUUAACUUAUCUGACUGUACUUGUUAUUAUAAUGGAAAAAUCUUGCAGCCAGGCAAUAAAACAAGGAAUGAUUGUGAAGAAUGUGAAUGCAAGAAUGGAAAAAUCACGUGUAGAGAAACAACUGAGAAACCAACCACUGUGUCUGCAACUACCAGCUACAAAUUGGAAACCACGUCACUGGCAGAAGAACUGACUACGACAACAUCCACCAACAGCAAUAUACCUGAAACAACCGAGAAACCAACCACUGUGUCUGCAACUACCAGCUACAAAUUGGAAACCACGUCACUGGCAGAGGAACUGACUACGACAACAUCCACCACCAGCAAUAUACCUGAAACAACGUUGCCUCCAGAGACACCAACAACAACUUCGUCAACCACCAGCCGCAUCCCAGAAACAACAACGGCAGAGGUAUUGACCAGUUCCACAGCAACCACCAACUAUGUACUUGAACCGUUUUGCAAUGGAGUAUGGUCACACUGGAUUAAUAAAAAUAAACCAUCAUUUCCUGACAGAAUCGAUGUUGAACUAUUGGAAGAAUUGCCAUCAGACGCAUGUCCUUCCGACUCCUACAACAUCAGUAACAUUCAUUGCGAAGCUGUCAGCUUCCCAAACCAACCAAUAAAUAAAUCAGGGGACAUUGUGACUUGUGAUUUACAGAAAGGACUUGUAUGCCAUAUUACUGAGGAUAGUUUCCCCCUGUGUCUGGACUAUAGAAUAAGGGUGUGCUGUGAGCUGAUACAAACUAUGCCUACAACUGCUGCACCUCUAACAACUCCCACAAUUGAUGAGCCCAAAAUGAGCCAGGUCACAAUCGUACCUCCGGAAUCAUGUUGGUGCAAUUCUAACCCUCCACGGAAGUGCUUGGACUCGUGGAAUGAAAACUGCACAAAAGUUACUUGUAUUGAAGGAAAUCGGUAUGAAAGGAUUCCUAUUGUCUGUCCAAGGCAAGAUAAACCGACAUGUAAAAAUGGUAUCGAGCCUGUGAAAGUUAGCAGUGAAGAUGGAUGUUGUGAAGAAUGGGAAUGUAACUGUGAAUGUCUAGUAUGGGGAGAUCCACAUUAUCAGACAUUUGGCGGUGCGAGAUAUGACUUCUUUGAAAAUUGCACAUAUACACUUGUGGAAGAAAUAGUUCCAAAGUACAAUUUGUCGAUCCUGUUGGAUAAUUAUUUUUGUCUCUCCUUUGUAAAAAACUCUUGUCCAAGGGGCCUAAUUAUCUAUUACAAAGAAAAUGUUGUCCGUAUUUCAACUGGGGUCAAAUAUUUGUUAACAGUUGACGGAUAUAAUGUGAGCCUUCCCUAUUCUUCAAAAACAUUGCACAUUACUGAACUGGACACCAACACACACAUUUAUAUUCCUGACAUUCGAACAACAAUUAUUGCUUUCCGCUUUGGCUUUGAGAUCACAGUGCCUGAAAAAUACUUCUUAAAUAACACCAGAGGCCAAUGUGGAUCUUGCUCCUCGAACAAAUGCAUGAGAAAAAAUGGCAAGGUUGAGUCUUUGGACUGUUGUAGUGAAACUGCAUAUGAUUGGAUAGUUUAUGAUCCCAGUAAACCUCACUGCCAAUCAGCUCCUACUGAUGUGCCUUGCACUUCAGCUCCUCCUAAAAAACCAUGCAAAAAUAAGAGUUCAAUCUGUGGCAUCAUUCGAGAAGAGCCCUUUGAAAAAUGCAGAAGCGAGCUCAGCCUUGAUGAUUUUGUGGAGUCCUGUACCUUUGACGAUUGUACUAUGAAUUCCACCGCUGAUUGCAGCAGCCUGUAUGCUGCAGCUUUGGCCUGUGCGGAAAAUGGUGUGUGUGUGGACUGGAGAAAUUCUACAAAUGGAAUGUGCAACUACACCUGUGAGCAGGGUUUAGUGUACAAGCCGUGUGCAACCAAGGCCGAUGACCAAUGUGAAAAUAAUAAGGUGAAAAUUGGAGAGGCGCUCAGCAAAAUUGAGGAAGGCUGUUUUUGUCCAGACGGUUUGAUUCGUUCCAAAGGCAAAUUCAAAUGUGUUCCCUCUUGUGAAGCUUGUCAUGACUAUUCUGGACGGCCAAGACAGGAUGGUGACUCAUGGGAUGAUCCGAAUGAUCCAUGUAUUUCCUAUUCAUGUACUCAGUACGGAGUUUUAAUCAAUAACAGGUCUUGCACUCAGAAUGAAAACUGCCCUGAGUCUCACAGAAUCUAUAUUGAUCGUUGCUGUUUUAAGUGCAAUGAACUAGAACUCUGCAGACUCAGUAGCUUUAAUGAAACAAUAACAUAUGAAAAAUGCAAUGCAACAUUUUUAGCACAACAAUGUUCAGGGCAUUGUUCAUCAGCAAGUAGGUACAAUAUCAAAACCAACAGCAUGGACUAUUCAUGCCAAUGCUGCAAAGAAGACUUAACUGAAGAGGUGGAAGUGGAAUUAAAUUGUGGAAAUGGAGACACCAAGACAAUCAAUUAUGUUGAAGUCAAGUCCUGUAGAUGCCAAGAGUGUAAACAAGUUAUAUUCUAGCUGCUACACAUAUUUAUCUACCAAACCAAAGAUGACCUUUUGAAAAGCUUUUUAGAGAAGGAGUCCUAAGUCCCUUUGCACCUCUGAGUUUUGAAUUUCUCCCCAUUUAGAAAAUUGUACCAAAAUGCAUGACCAUACACUUCUCUGCACUACAUUCCAUCUGUCACUCUCAUUCAACCAAUCUGUCUAAUUCCAUCUGCAGCCUUUCUGUUUCUGUUAUACUAUGUCCCCAACCUCCUAUCUUAAUAUUGACUGGAAAUUUGGCCACAAAGCCAUCAAUCCUAUCAUCCAAUUCAUUGAAGUAAUGUGAAAAGAACUGGUCCCAACACCACUAGUCACCGGCAGCCAACCAGAAAAGGCUCCCUUUAUUCCUAUUCUUCACCUCCUGCCAGUCAUCCAUUCUUCUAUCCAUGCUAGUAUCUUUCCUGCAAUACAAAGGGUUCUUAAUUUGUUAGCAGCCUCAUGUGCAGCACAUUGUAAAGGUCUUGUGAAUAUCAAAGUGAACAUCCACUGAGUAUCCUGCCUGUUAUUUCCUCAAAGAAUUCCAACAGAUUUGUCAACAGAUUUCUUCUUAAGGAAACCAUGCUGGUUUUGGCCUACUUUACUAUGUACCUCCAAGUAAACUGAAACUUCAUCCUUAAUGAUGGACUCCCAUAUCUUCCCAAGCACUGAAGUCAGGCUAACUGGCCUAUAAUUUCCUGCCUUCCCCCCUUCUUAGAGAGUGUAGAGAGUGGAGUGAAAUUUGCAAUUCUCCAGUCCUCCAGAAACAUUCCAGAAUAGCGAUUCUUAAAUGUUUCCACAGUCUCUUCAGUGACCUCCUUCAGAACCCUGGUACAUUGUAUAUCUGGUGCAGGUGACUUAUCUACCUUCAGACCUUUCAGCUUACUAAACACCUUCUACACUCGCUUCUGCCCUAUGACACUGUCGAAUUUUCUGCAUGCUGUUAGAGUCUUCUACAGUGAAGACUGACGUAAAAUACUUAUUAGGUUUAUCCAUCCAUUUUUUUGGUUCCCCCAUCACAGGUUAUACAUUCCCCAGAAAAGAUUGCAAUGAUCCAGAAAUCUGAAACCUGCUCCCUGCACCAACCUCUCAGCCACAUGAUCUGCCAAAUCAUUGUAUUCAUACCCUCACAGCCAUGUGGCACAGGGAGCAAUCCCAAGAUUACUACCCUGGAGGUUCUGCUUUUCAGCUUUCUGCCUAACUUCCUGUAUUCUCUGUUCAGGACCUCCUUCCGUUUCCUACCAAUAUCAUUGGUACCAGCAUGUAACAUAACUUAUGGCUGCUCACUCUUCCCCUUUAGGAAUAUUGAAAAUGAAAUAUAGAAAUUAAUUUUGAGAAGUUAUCUAGAUGAUAAACAUAUUUAUGUUGAUUAUCCUAAAUCAAACCUAAUAAGAAUUUCUUAAAAGCUGAAGAUAUUGUUUCCGAUCAAGCUCCAUUUUGGUGGUGGAAUAUUUACAGUUCUGUUAUUUCGCGUGCAUUUCAAUCUUUCUGAUCUGAAAUGAGAAUCAAUAAACUUA
Mobula hypostoma (lesser devil ray) is the source of this 7556-nucleotide messenger RNA. Its product is annotated as mucin-5AC-like. Lineage: Eukaryota; Metazoa; Chordata; Chondrichthyes; Myliobatiformes; Myliobatidae. The record is from RefSeq and is a predicted model, not a curated record. Bases 1 to 6039 code for a protein of 2012 amino acids. Gene Ontology annotation, cellular component: extracellular matrix. Gene Ontology annotation, molecular function: protein binding. The transcript has 45 exons.